CUCCUAUUCCUUCCAUGCCGAGACUCUACCGGUUUGGACAAAACCGACACCAACCUGCGGAAAACGCAUUCACCAGGAUAACUCCUGACCGGAGCUUCACUUUACGCUGUCCCGCUGGAUCGUUGGCCAGAGCAGCCAAGGCUCUCAAGGCGGAAAGCGCGAGCGUGCGAUGCGACGUAACUGCUGAUUCGCCUGAAAAUCUUCCAGACGCGGAAAGCGCGAACGUGCGAUUCGAUCCGCGCUUCGAUGGCAAGCCAGUACUAGCGGCUGGGACGGAGGCUCGGUUGAGUGCAGAUGGAAGAGAGGAGGGAGAAAGUGAGGGAAGAGAGUCAGAGAAGGGCGAGAGUAGAGGGGGAAGAGAGGAGUUGGAUGGCAGAGGAGCGGGUACGAGACGAGAGACUGGAGCAAGGGAAGUGCAGGGAAAGGUUGAUGGAGGCGGGUGGAAGCGUGGAGAGAGGGGAGGAUGCAAGGAGACAGAGGAGGAGGAAAAGGCAGUGGCUGUGAUUGCUGGAGUGUUGAGAGAGAGAUUCGGGCCCCAGAUUGUGACAGAGGAGGAGCAUGAGGGGUCUACUAACGAAAGGAUUACGGAUGAGGAGAAAAAGGCCAAGGGACGACAAGAGGAGGAGGAGGAAUAUUGGGAUGAGGAAACAGAGGGCUCAGAAGUAGAUGAGGAAGAGGAUGGGGAAGGGAACGAGGGGGGAGACGCAGCAGCAGAAGCAAGUGAGGAGGUCGGAUUACCCACCACAUCUCCCCCCACACGUCCUCCUCCUCCACGCAACAGGCGGCGGGUCGUAUCUCCCUCCUCCCUCCUCUCCCUCUACCGCUUCUUCUCCUCCCACCUCGGUAUCUCCUCCCCUUCCACUGUCACUUCCCUCCUCGUCUCUUACCCUUCGCUCCUUCGGUCUGAUCCCACCAAUGACUUGCUGCCACGUGUCCAGCUUCUCCAGUCGUAUGGCUCCUUCACUCCCCCUGACAGCCCCUCUGUUGCCGUCCCGAUUCUCAGCCAGGCCCCCUCUCUCGUCCACCUCAGCUCUCAGACUCUUUUAUCUAAGCUCCAGUACUUAGAGGAAGUGGUGGGGAAGAAGGCAGCAGGGAGCGUGGUGCGCAGCUAUUCGUCGAUUCUUAUUCUAUCGGUAGAGAACCUGCAAGGCAAGGUGGCGUUGUUGGGCGAUCUGAUUGGGCAAGAGAACGCUGUGCUUGCUGUGGCUCGGUUUCCUAGGCUGCUGUCAUCUAGUUGUGAGAACCUUAAGAAAGGUUUCGAAGAACUCGUGCGAGAAGUGGAAGCGGCAAUGGAAGAGAGUGGAGGAGAGGAGAAUGGGAGUCAUAUGCCCCAGGAAGGUGCACGGAAGCUAGCAAUAGGAGGGAGUGGACGAGCAUACAAGAGCAUUGCUGGUGCCACGAUAGCUCAUGAGAUGGUGGUGAAUUUGCUUGGAUCGGCGAAUCAGGCCACGACAUCUGGUGCUGCUGAGCAAGGGCUAUGUGUUGGUGCCACAUGA
Messenger RNA from Closterium sp. Naga37s-1, 1496 nucleotides. The record is from the annotation of a GenBank genome assembly. Lineage: Eukaryota; Viridiplantae; Streptophyta; Zygnematophyceae; Desmidiales; Closteriaceae.